GUUAAUAUAUUGUCACAGUUUGUUCAUCGUCCAGGUCCAGAACAUGUAGCAGCAGCAAAUCGUGUCUUACGAUACUUGAAGAAGUCACCUGGUCAAGGCCUAUUCUUUCCUAAGUCUGGAGACUUGGAGCUGGUGGCAUACUGCUAUGCAGAUUGGGCAGGAUGCCAAACAACCAGGCGCUCAACUACUGGAUAUUAUAUACAGUUAGGGGGAGCGCCCGUGUCAUGGAGAACAAAGAAACAGAAGGUUGUCUCGAGGUCUUCUGCUGAAGCAGAAUACCGAGCCAUGGCGAGCACUGUUAGCGAAGUCCUUUGGCUGCGGUUCCUUCUUGAGGAGCUAGGUGUUCGGCAACAGGGUUCCAUGCCGCUUUACUGCGAUAAUCAAGCUGCAUUACACAUUGCAGCCAAUCCCGUUUUCCAUGAGAGAACGAAGCAUGUAGAAAUGGACUGUUACUUCGUUCGUGAGCAAGUUGCGUCAAAGGAGAUUGAGCCAAAGAAGAUUGGAACCGCGGCGCAGCAAGCAGACAUUUUUACAAAGGCAUUGGGAAAUGAACAGUUUCACACGCUGCUAUCCAAGUUGGGUGUUCGGGAUCUUCACACUCCAACUUGA
Linum tenue is the source of this 609-nucleotide messenger RNA. Lineage: Eukaryota; Viridiplantae; Streptophyta; Magnoliopsida; Malpighiales; Linaceae. The record is from the annotation of a GenBank genome assembly.